This is a messenger RNA of Aspergillus calidoustus, 663 nucleotides long. The record is from the annotation of a GenBank genome assembly. NCBI's taxonomy places the organism in Eukaryota, Fungi, Ascomycota, Eurotiomycetes, Eurotiales, Aspergillaceae.
AUGCACUGGAAAUCUACAAUACUCCCCUCCUCCCUCCUCCUUCUCCUCACAACAAUAACAGCAACAACUGCCCUCCGCACAACCAGAGUAACAACAACAUUCACACCAACCUGCCCCAACCCCAACCCAGCCGUCGAACCGGCAGACCUCGAGCUAAACGAAUCCUUCAGUAUAUCGCUCACGAUCCGCUCCGGGAUCUGUCAGCCCGUUCCUGUCCCCCUCCCCCUCCUGUAUCCCUCGGAAGUAAACCAUGUUUUUGUUUCUGCGUCAACGAGACAGGAGCAGCAGGGCGUGCUACGGGGGGCGAGAAGGGAGUGGGAGUGGCGGAGGGGAGGAGAAGGCGCGGAGGCAGAAAAGUGCGUGGUGAGGCUGUGGGAAAGUCCUGGGUGUCUUGGUGAUCCACUUCUAGUGGAGGAGGUUAGAGGGUCUUUGACGGGGGAGAAGAGUGAAUGCCGAGAGAGGAAGUUUUCUGCGUUGAAUGAGGUUUUUGUUCGGGUUGAUUGUGUGAGGGAGGAGAGGGAGAAGGAGAAGGGUGGAGUGCAUCACCCGAAGCUACAUGCGCCGGCUUUUGGGAAGCACUCGAAUGGUACCGCUGCCAGGAAUAGCACAAGUCCCUUGACGUGGAGGAGGCAGCGGAAGAGGUGGUCUCCCUGGAGGGCGUGA